This is a messenger RNA of Letharia columbiana, 1566 nucleotides long. RefSeq lists its product as uncharacterized. Gene Ontology annotation, molecular function: ATP binding; protein serine/threonine kinase activity. Bases 1 to 1566 code for a protein of 521 amino acids. NCBI's taxonomy places the organism in Eukaryota, Fungi, Ascomycota, Lecanoromycetes, Lecanorales, Parmeliaceae. The transcript is spliced from 2 exons. Gene Ontology annotation, biological process: protein phosphorylation; intracellular signal transduction; intracellular monoatomic cation homeostasis. The record is from RefSeq and is a predicted model, not a curated record.
AUGAACAGCCAGACAAGCACACUGACUCAUCGUCCACCACCAACGCCGUCCCCGUCCGACUCUACGUCUACUCUACACUCGCAAGAUGGGAAGCCUGGUUUUCCGCAACCUUCCAUACCCGAAGAGCCAGUGGUGCUGCCCAAUGCCUCCCAAGUCCCAGGGCCUACACACAACGCGCCUGUGGCUGCCAAGAAGCCGACAAUAACAAACCGCCUGACUCGCAUGUUCUCGCAGGCAAAGGUACCUAGUCAGUCCGAAGCGAGCAAUGGUCGCGAAAGCGGGGCAUCCGAUACCGACAGCAAUAAGGGGAGCUCAUGGACGCCUAAUCCGCCCUCAAGGCAGCAGUCAUACACAGACAAACAGCCACAGUCUGCCGCAGAAUCUGAACGAAGACUCAGCACGACGAACGUUAAAAAGGAGACUAAGGACACCGAUCACGCCCAGGCACACAAGAGGUUCGAGAUCUCUCCAGACGGCACUCACCAGCAUACGCUCAAGAGCGCCAAAAGACAAGAGAAGUUAUCGGACAUGCUCCGCGACAUGCUGGGAGGGAAAAAGCGAGACGAUCAUAGUCAAGACGAGCAUCAACAAUUGUCGCUGAUGUCGACAUGGGUAGAUCAGCUGCGGAAUGAACGCGAGAAACUCGCUUCUGACAAGAAGGGAGGGCCAAAUGCAACUGCGACACUCGUGCAAAAGUAUGGCAAAUGCCAAGAGAUCGUCGGUCGUGGAGCUUUCGGUAUUGUUAGAAUUUCGCACAAGACAGAUCCCAAGGACUCCAAGGCCGAGCAAUUAUACGCUGUCAAAGAAUUCCGCCGCAGGCCUCAAGAGUCGCCAAAAAAGUACCAAAAGCGCCUUACGUCUGAAUUCUGCAUCUCGUCUUCGCUUCGCCAUCCAAAUGUCAUACACACGCUCGAUCUCCUACAGGACGCCAAGGGAGAUUACUGUGAGGUCAUGGAGUUCUGCGCGGGAGGAGAUCUCUACACUCUUGUGCUAGCCGCAGGAAAACUCGAAGUCCAAGAAGCAGACUGCUACUUCAAGCAGCUCAUGUGCGGCGUGGAAUACUUGCACGAAAUGGGCGUCGCCCAUCGAGACUUGAAGCCAGAGAACCUGCUCCUGACCACUCAUGGCUCUCUCAAGAUCACCGACUUUGGCAAUGGCGAGUGUUUCCGGAUGGCUUGGGAAAAGGAAGCUCAUAUGACUGCUGGACUUUGUGGCUCGGCUCCUUACAUUGCUCCUGAGGAAUACACAGACAAGGAGUUUGACCCUAGAGCCGUUGAUGUUUGGGCUACAGGCGUCAUCUACAUGGCCAUGAGGACUGGGAGGCACCUUUGGAGGGUUGCGAAGAGGGACGAGGAUGAAUUCUUUGACCGUUACGUGGAGGGGAGGAGAGGGGACGAUGGGUACGGGCCCAUCGAGACAUUGCAUAGGCGUCGUUGUCGGAAUGUCAUCUACUCGAUCCUCGACCCUGACCCCGGCCCGACACGUCGCCUCACGGCCUCGAAAGUGCUCAAAUCGGAGUGGCUCCGCGAGAUCCAGCUCUGCAAGGCUGCUUUAGAAGGGUUUUGA